Molecule: messenger RNA, 761 nt
Organism: Peromyscus eremicus (cactus mouse)
Lineage: Eukaryota; Metazoa; Chordata; Mammalia; Rodentia; Cricetidae
Product: trafficking protein particle complex subunit 2-like
Exons: 1
Coding region: 92-514 (140 amino acids)
Biological process (GO): endoplasmic reticulum to Golgi vesicle-mediated transport
Cellular component (GO): cytoplasm; nucleus; TRAPP complex
Source: RefSeq, a predicted model, not a curated record
CCCACCGGCACCGGCACCACCACUCCUGAACUAGAGGAAGUCGGCUUAUGUGAGCGCCUCACUACAGGAGCUGUACAUUUUAUAGAAGACGAUGUCUGGAAGUUUCUACUUUGUAAUUGUUGGUCACCAUGAUAAUCCAGUUUUUGAAAUGGAGUUUUUGCCAGCUGGGAAAGCAGAACCCAAAGAUGAACACCGACACCUGAACCAGUUCAUAGCUCACGCCGCCCUGGACCUGGUUGAUGAAAACGUGUGGCUGUCCAACAACAUGUACUUGAAAACCGUGGACAAAUUCAAUGAGUGGUUUGUGUCAGCUUUCGUCACUGCUGGGCACAUGAGAUUCAUCAUGCUUCACGACAUGAGGCAAGAAGAUGGCAUCAAGAACUUCUUCACCGAUGUCUAUGAUCUGUAUAUCAAGUUUGCCAUGAAUCCCUUCUAUGAGCCCAAUUCUCCUAUUCGGUCAAGUGCAUUUGAAAGAAAAGUUCAGUUUCUUGGAAAGAAACAUCUUUUAAGCUAAACGCAGAAAACUUCAGAAUCACAGUGGGGUCUGCUCAGGAGUGUAUGCAUAGGAAGUAACUUGAGAAAACAGCCUGGCAAAACUUUACAUGUCUCAACUUAUCUGUAUAUCAUAAAAUUUCCUUUAUAUGUAACAAAUCUCCUUUUUUCAUGUUAGUUAUCAAUGUUAGCAUUUGCUUGUAAAUAGUUAUUAGUAAUUUAUAAUAUUUUAUUUCAAAAAUUAAGAAUAAACUUCUAUCUUUACUGAU